CUAAACCAAUGAUCGUUUACUUCCGGUAAGGUAGAAUUCAAGUAAGAUUUUUGAAAUUAAACGGAUCUUGAACAGAACGAUAGGGUGUCAAAGCAAACAAAACGGUUUUUGAAAUUUAAUUGAAUGAGUUUGUAUAUUCAUAUAUUGAAUUAUGGAUUGGUUACAAAUAAUUAUUGAGUGGAUUAAUUGUUUAAAUGUUCUGGAAACACCAAUUAAAGAUAUAGAAGAAUUAAAAGAGAAACAGUUGUAUGGACAGUUAAUUGAAUCAUUGACUUUGAGAAAAGAUAUAAGCAGUUCUAAGGAUAAAGAUAUUCUUACUGCAUUUAUUAAAGAUGAAUAUCCUGAAUUUCAAAUUAAUAAGGAUCAAGUUGAAAAAUAUCCUGAAGACUUAUAUAUCAUGUCAUUAGUACUAUCUUAUGCGAGUCAGAAUUCUACUUUUCAUUUACCGAUGUGUACUAAAUUACAACAUGAAACACAAAUUAAAAUUAAAUCUUUUCUUGAAAUGGUAUUACCUUACGGAAAGUCUAUUUCUUUUGAAGUAUUAAGAGACGCUAUAAUGGAGUUAAUUGAAAUUGAAAAUAAAAAUAUAUUUAAAACACCAAAUACACGUUCUCUUAAGGAAUUUUUUGGUUCUCCGGUAGUACGUUCUGCCCAAAGCAGUAGAAUUUUAAAUGAAAGAAAUCGUGAGUUAAGACUUUUAAAAUCCGAAUUAGAAGUGGAGAGGUUUGAAAAAGCAGAUCUUCAAGAGGAUUUAAAAAUAGAGAAAAACCAAGUGCAACGUUUAAUAAAAUUACUAGAAGAAAAAUCAUUAGAAAUAAAAAAAUUAAAAGAAGAAAAAAAUAAACUAGCAACUCCAAGAUCUUGUAAAAAAGGAAAGAAUACAUUUCGCAAUGAAGAUUAUUACAAACGAGAAAUACAUAAAUUAGAAAAUCAGUUAAUCCAAUCUCAAGAUAAUGUUAUUAAAUUGGAAGAUCAUAAAACAACUGUUACAGAAAAAUUAACAUUUUUAGAGAAAAAAAAUGUAAGUCUUAACGAAAAGUGCAAUGGUUUAGAAAAAUCUAUAGAAAUAUUAACAGUAGAAAUGGAGUCUAAGGAAAGAGAAAUAGUAGAUCUUAAAAUAAUUAAUGAAGAUUUACGUGCACAUUUAAGAAAAUUAAAUGGAACAUUGAUAGAAGACAGCUUUGAAGUUGAUGGGGCUAUAUUAGAAAAUUCUUUGUUGGUACCUAUGAAUACAAGUGAAACUUUAAGUUCAGUUAUUGACGUCCAACUUCAAGAAGCAAGAAAUGAAAAUACUUUAUUAAAAACACAACUUAAUCAGUUAAAGGAAAAGUUAGAAAUCACUCUAAAAGAACAUGAAGAUUCAACGCAUUUAAUGACAAUAUUGCAAAAUGAAUCUCUAGAGGAAAAUAAUAUAAUAAUAAAUAAGAGUUUAGAAGAUUUAUUAGCUCGUAAAGACGAACUUCUAUUGCAAAGCGAAGAAAAUGAGAAAGUAUUAAAUGAAAAAAUAGAUAAUUUGAAUAAAUCAUUGCAUGAUGAAACUAUAAAAUCUUCUGACUUGAGGGCUGCAUUGGUCAAAGCAGAAUCUCUUGUAACAGAACAUAACAAUAUUUUAAAAUCGAUUGAAUCCAAGGACAAUGAAAUAAGUUCUUUACAUUUAAAUAUAAAAAAUUUAAAUUUGGAAAAAGAUCGUUUGAUCCACAUACAAAAAGAAAGUGAUAAUAAGACAAAAGAGUCUGUCAUACAAUUAGAAACGCAAUUAUUAGAUAAACAACAUUUAUUAGAGCAAUUAAACAUGGAUAUCAAAUUAAAAGACGAAACAAUAUUGAUAUUACGAUCGCAAAUAGAUAAAUUGUCUAAAGAAACAAUUGCAUCAGAAAUGAUAUUGAAAGAAAUUACUAGAACUAUCCAAAAUGCAAAAUCUGUUCAUGAUAAUGCGUUAAUGAGGCACGAAAAAGCGUUAAAAGAAAAAUCCUUACAAAUAAAUCACUUGCAAACUCAGUUUAAUCUGGCGAAAAAAAAACUUUGUUCACAGUUUGAAAGAGAAAAGUCGUUAAGAAGUAAUUUAGAAUGUAAACUUGCUAACAAAGAUAUUAUAAUUUCUGAUUUAGAGAAUAAUAUUAGUGAAAUGCAAGAGUCUUUAAAAAUAAAAAUGGAUGAGCUUAAUGUAUUUAAAGAAUGUCAUGAUACUGUAAAUAAAAAAAAUAAAGAAAUCGUAGAAACGUGUAAAGAAUUAAAAGAUUAUAUAAAAAAAUUAAAGUGUAUGUUUUCACAACUUUUAAAUUCUACGCAUGCACAUGACAGUACUGUUAAAAAUAUAUCAGAUGAAUCACAGACAAAUGAUAACAAUGAAUUCAACGUUAUAUCAGAGAUAAUUAUCUUUGCUAUUAAUGAUGUGAAAGCAAUUAAAGAAGAUAUAUUACAUUUAUCUGUAAAAAACACGAAUUUAGAAAAAAUCAUUGAUGAUCAAAAGAAAAUUAUAUUUGAUAACGUAGAAGUUCAAAAUGAAAAUAUAAUAUUGAGACAAAAGGUAAAUGAUUUUGAAAUAUCAGAACAAAAUCAUAAGAAUCUUAAAUGUAAAGAUAUAGAACAUUUGCAAACUAAGAAAAACAUUCUUCAAAAAAUGUUGAAUGAAUAUGAUAUUAAUUAUUUUCAAAAUAUUAAAUCCAUAACCGAUUUUAUGUGGAAGAAAUUUUCUAACAUGGAGCAGAAAUUAAUGAACACUUAUUUGCAGUAUUUAAAUGGUAAUAAAGAAAGUUCCACUAUUGAAUGUAAUAUAGAAGAAAAUGAUGUCAAAGAGGAAGAAAUAAUCAAAGGAGAAUUAGAAAACAUCAGUAAUAUGUGCAAUGAUAUUACUAAAUCUGAAAAAGAGAUAGAAGCUUUUAGACAAUCAAUUAGUUCAUAUAAGAAAAAUUGUGUAGCUGGGCAAGUUAAACAAACUGUUAACGAUAAAAAACUGCAAGUACAGAUCGAUCAGUUAGUGAAAGAGAAAAAAGAAAUGAAGAAUAAAUUAGAUAUAAUGAGAGUAAGGAAUGCAAAAUUAGAAAGAACAUUGGAAGAAGUUAGAACCGAAAAUAAAAAGAAUAAAGAAGUAACACAUCUUAAAUCUCAAUCAAUUGAUUUAAAUGAUCUGAAGAAGCAAGUGACACAGUUGAAACAAGACACUUUAUUGUUACAAGAAGAAAGAGAUAAAUUACAUAAAGAAUUACAAGAGCAGGCUAAAAAUAAAAUAUCUGAAACUCAAUUAAAAGAAAUUCAUAGUAAAUAUGAAAUGAAAUUAGAAGAAAUGAAACAACAAAUGAAAAUAGCUUAUAAUGAGCAAAUGAUGAAAUUGAAAAAAGAACAAGAAAAAACUAUAGAGCUUAAAGUAGAACAGUUACAAUUAAAAUUGGAGCAACAGUGUCAGAAGCAUAAAGAGGAAAUAGAUAAAUAUAAUACCCAUAUCAAUGAAUUAAAUUCACAGUUUUGGAAUGUCGGAGAAAAACUAUUAACUGCGCAACAAGAAAAACAAGAUGCUUUACAGCAAUUGAAUGAUUUUAGGAUUAAGCUAUGUAAUCAAAUGGAACAAAAAACUACGAAUUUUUCUAUGCAACAUAGAACUAUUAAAUUAGAAAAAGAAGAAAUUCCUUUGGAUAAUAAUAUGCACGAAAAUUCACGUACAUUUAUGAAAACAUUGACAGAGGAAAAUAUAAAUGAGAAACAACAUAGUGCCAAAAAUAUGCAUGCUAUAGUCAAUGCCUUUAAAGCGGAGGAUGAAGAAGGAGAAGUUUUUGAUAAUAUUUAUUUAGCGGAUAUGAAAGAAGGUCGUGGCUUGCCUGUAGUAGAUUUUGAUCGUUUAUCUGCAUUACAAAUGAGAAAUUCCCUUUGCAAACCACACUUGAAAUCAUCUUAUCCAGCCGAAACACAAUUUCAACCAUUAUAUUUUACCGAAGAAGAAAUAAAAACAGGUUCAGUUUCUGAUGAUGUUUUUAAUGAUAGUCUAAGUCAAAUUCUCCUUCCUGAACAAAAAACGAAAAAAAGAGAUAGAACGCAACCGUCCUAUAAAAAACCAGGUCCUCCAACACCUAGCAAAAAUGGAGGUAGAUUAUCUUUACAUGGUAAUGAAUUGAAAAGCCCAAAUUCAAGAAUAUUGAAGGAACGAAAUGUUGAUAGAAGGACCACAGCAACGCCGCGACGAACUAGAGGAUUAUUGUGCAAUUUAAGACGCCAAGAUGAGAAUGCUUCAAAUACACCUAGAGCUCGAAGAUUAAGUAAAAUUUUUCGAAAGCAACGUUCAAAUAUGGAUUAAAAAUAAUAAUAAUAAUUAAGUGAGAC
Molecule: messenger RNA, 4311 nt
Organism: Polistes canadensis
Lineage: Eukaryota; Metazoa; Arthropoda; Insecta; Hymenoptera; Vespidae
Gene: mud
Product: putative leucine-rich repeat-containing protein DDB_G0290503
Exons: 13
Coding region: 152-4285 (1377 amino acids)
Source: RefSeq, a predicted model, not a curated record